AUGGGUAGAAUUGAGAACAUGUUCGAACAAAUGAUGAACAAGAAUCACGACUCGGAUGCCCAAUUAGCCUCCCACAACACUUCGAUCCGGAACUUAGAGGUGCAACUUGGACAAAUAUCACUAUCUCUCAAAACUCGCCCAAAGGGUGCACUACCAAGUGAUACGGUGGUGAACCCCAAGGGUGGGCACAAUAACCAUGUCAUGGCAGUGAAAACGCGUAGCGGGAGAGGGGGUGAUGUGCAAGAAGCUCAAGUUAGGGUUGAUGAUGAUGAGUUGCGGGAAGAUGAUGUCCCAUUAGUGGUUGAAGAUAUUGUUGAACCAAGUGUGAGGAAUGAAGUGAGAAUAGAUAUUGAUGAGGGUGAGGAGGAGACCCAAGAGGCCGUGAACCCGUCUAGGGAACACGUCAUUGACAUGCCGGAACCUACGUUCAUGAAGGACUUGGUUACUAAGAAGAGAUUUAUGGAGUGCGAGACUAUCAAGAUGACGCAUCAAGUGAGUUCCAUUGUGCACUCCAUGGCUCCAAAGCUAGAGGAUCCCGGUGCAUUCACAAUACCAUGCACCAUUGGAAGCGCAGAUUUUACAAAGGCCCUAUGUGACUUGGGGGCAAGUAUCAAUCUCAUGCCUUAUUCGGUGUUCAAAACUUUGGGAAUCGGGCAACCUCGCCCGACCUCCAUGAAGCUUCAAAUGACGGACCGAUCUAUGAAGCGGCCCUUGGGAAUUAUUGAUGAUGUCCUCGUUCGUGUUGACAAGUUUAUAUUGCCGGCGGACUUCAUGAUCUUGGAUUACGAGGUGGAUUUCGAGGUGCCUAUCAUUCUUGGAAGGCCUUUACUAGCUACGGGUAAGGCAUUGGUUGAUGUAGAGGCGGGAGAAUCGACUUUCCGCGUUGGUGAUGAAAAGUGGUUUUCCAUGUAUGCAAGUCUAUGCGCCAACCAAAUAGCACCGAAGUGUGUUAGUUUGUCGACAUUGUCACGGCGGUGA
Molecule: messenger RNA, 978 nt
Organism: Nicotiana tabacum (common tobacco)
Lineage: Eukaryota; Viridiplantae; Streptophyta; Magnoliopsida; Solanales; Solanaceae
Source: RefSeq, a predicted model, not a curated record